Molecule: messenger RNA, 1524 nt
Organism: Micropterus salmoides (largemouth bass)
Lineage: Eukaryota; Metazoa; Chordata; Actinopteri; Centrarchiformes; Centrarchidae
Product: peptide YY-like
Exons: 4
Coding region: 364-663 (99 amino acids)
Biological process (GO): feeding behavior; neuropeptide signaling pathway
Cellular component (GO): extracellular region
Molecular function (GO): neuropeptide Y receptor binding; neuropeptide hormone activity
Source: RefSeq, a predicted model, not a curated record
AAAAGAAGACAUACUUUAUUAAUCCCACAAAGGGCUUUUCAAUGUUUUAAUUUGAGAAUUUAGAACACCAUCUAGUCAAAUAAUUAACAACUGAAUGAAGCUAAUGCAGUGACACCUUACAUGUUUUGGUCUUUGCACACUAAUGUAACUGUGUGUCUUGUAUUUGUUUCACUGUCUCAACAUUCAGUGAUGACUAAACUAAUGAGGCAGUAGAUAUUUCUCAGGAGUACCCUAAAAGUGAAUGAAAUCACCCUCCCUCCCCAUCUGACACACUGUAUAAAACACGGGCAAUGUUGGGAAUCUGACAGAGGUGUCUUGAACAGCAAGAAAGCCAGCUACAAUAUUUUCAAGUGUUGCAUUAUAAUGAUUCGCUCCAGCGCUGUGAUGUCCCUGAGUAUUCUGGCUCUCUGCCUGCUGGCUUGUAUUCACUCUGGCAUUAAUGCUUAUCCAGCCAAGCCUGCCAGUCCCCGGGAAGGCGCACCACCUGAGGAGCUCGCCAGAUAUUAUUCUGCACUAAGACACUACAUCAAUCUCAUUACAAGACAGAGGUAUGGGAAAAGAGACAACCCAGAUACUGUAUUUUCCGAUGUGUUGGUGAGGGAGAGCACAGAGAGUAUUCCAGGAUCAAACUAUGUUGGGUAUGACGGGCUGCCACUGUGGUGAUGCUGCUGGAGCUGUCAUAUCCUGGCUGACUUUACCACAAAGCAGCUGCUAUGUCUGUUACUGACAGUAAAUUAACUUGUACUGCAUGGAAUAAACAUUGAGUAAUGCAAACACUUUGGUCUGUAAUGUUGACGAUGCCACUAAAACACAUUUUUAUGCUGCUCAUGUUGGUCUUGUGUGUCACUCACUGAUGGAGUAACAGUGCUCUCUACUGGUGGACUGGCAUCUAAAUACUUUGAGCAUUUUUCAAGUGGGAAAAAUAUUUAAUAAUUCGUGUUUGCUGCUGGUGAACCAUUUGAUGGAGAGUAAAAUAGAAAUUAGCUGUAAAUUGAGUACACUUAAGUGUUGCAUUUAUUUCACUUGUUAUAUUAAGCCUGCUGAGAUGUACCUAAACCCUGCCUGAAAACAGAUUAACAGUUUAAUCCUAUCAAGUGACCUGGAUACAUCAAAAGCAAGUACGUAACACUGAGAAUUUGGUUAACUCUGUUAUGACACCUGGUCCAAGCUAUUGGCUCUCUAUAAUAUGCAUGCUGGCAAAUCUGGUCCUCUUUAAAGAAGCUUCAGCAGCUGAUGGGUGGUAAAUCUGAUUAUUUGUAGCCAGAUGUGGGGAUAGUAGAUCAAAGGUGCUGUCAAUGGUAGCAAGAUCUACAGUAUAUCUUCCUCAUGGGGUAAGUGUAUACUUAAAGUUUAAUUCUUAUGGUGUCUGCUAUGCAUUAAUAGUUAUUGAUAUGUGGCAUUAUGUUUUGCCAGAGCAAGAAAAGAAAUCUGUUAUAAGUGGUGAAAAUUAAUAGAUGCAGUAUCUCUCUAAUUUUUCAUCUAUUGGCACAUCUAUUCUAUUUCAUAUUCAGAUCUACAGAUUUG